Messenger RNA from Cydia splendana, 3928 nucleotides. RefSeq names its product E3 ubiquitin-protein ligase RNF19B-like. Gene Ontology annotation, molecular function: ubiquitin conjugating enzyme binding; ubiquitin protein ligase activity; zinc ion binding. Gene Ontology annotation, cellular component: cytoplasm; ubiquitin ligase complex. Lineage: Eukaryota; Metazoa; Arthropoda; Insecta; Lepidoptera; Tortricidae. The transcript is spliced from 9 exons. The record is from RefSeq and is a predicted model, not a curated record. Bases 438 to 2048 code for a protein of 536 amino acids. Gene Ontology annotation, biological process: protein polyubiquitination; positive regulation of proteasomal ubiquitin-dependent protein catabolic process; ubiquitin-dependent protein catabolic process.
GCAUUCACAUUCACAGUUGACUUUAUUGUAUUUUAUUUUAAGGAUAUACUGUAAACCUUCUCAUUUGUCGUUGUCAUAUUGAUAACGCUGAUCUGAUGAUACGGUUUUUAGUUGUUGGUGGUGCUUUAUAUGUGUAUAGAGAGAGAGCAAUCAUCAGCACAAUGGGAAUGGGACCUUAGUGCAGCUUCGGGAGUGCAUCUGCGUGGAGCACGGUCGCGGCACGUACGAUCCGUUUGACCGCCGGUACUUUCUCUCGCUGAUGUUUUGCGAGUCGAUUACUCAACAAGCAGUCGCGCUGUCUAAUCGUCGAUGUUCGCUAGCGGAUGCCUAUGAGAGCGGUCGUGUAAACGGGAUCGAAGGACUAGUGUCAAAACAUUGUCCUGUUUGUGUAAUGAGUGUUGGUGUGUUGUGACGCGGUGGUGGCGGGCCCAGGCGAGAUGCGGCGCGGCAGCGGCGGCGGCGGCUGCGGCUGGGGCGGCGGUGGCGGCGUGUUUGGGCGCUGGUCGCUGCGCCGCCUGCUGCUGGACAGCCCACUUGUGGGCAGGCGACUGGCUCAUACAGUAUUGGAUCAAGCAGACACUCGGCCGGUGAAGCUGAGCGCCGUAGAGCAGUCGCAGAACAGGCAGCAGACCACCAUAGAGUUCAUCGCUGAGGACGAAGAGGGCGAUGUAUUGGAAUGUCCGCUAUGCCUGCUGGUGUUCAGCGCCAACAACAUGGUACGGCUGGCGUGGUGCGCGCACCGCUGCUGCGAGCCCUGCAUGCGGCAGUACCUCGCCAUCGAGAUCUUCGAGGCGCGCGUGCCCGUCAGCUGCCCCGCCUGCCAGGAGAACAUCCACCCGCUAGACGUCCGGCGCAUCGUGGACAACCCGGUGUUAUACGACAAGUACGAGGAGUUCUCGGUGCGGCGCGCGCUGGCGGCCGAUCCCGACACGCGGUGGUGCCCCGCGCCCGACUGCAGUUUCGCGGUGGUGGCGACGGGGUGCGCGUCGUGCCCGAAGCUGACGUGCCUGGCGCCGGGCUGCGGCGCGUCCUUCUGCUACCACUGCAAGGCGGCGUGGCACCCCACGCAGACCUGCGACGCCGCGCGCCGCUCGCGCGCGCCGCCGCCGAGGACGCCGCAGCCGCAGCACCAAGACUCGGACACGGGUGAAGUGAAGCCGUGCCCGCGCUGCGCCGUGCUGAUCGUGAAGGUGGAAGAUGGCUCCUGCAACCACAUGGUGUGCUGCGUGUGCGGCGCUGAGUUCUGUUGGCUGUGCAUGAAGGAAGUCUCCGACCUACAUUACCUCAGUCCGAGCGGCUGUACAUUCUGGGGCAAGAAGCCUUGGUCGCGCAAGAAGAAGCUGCUGUGGCAGCUGGGCACGCUGGCGGGCGCGCCGCUGGGCAUCGCCGUGGUGGCGGGCGUGGCGCUGCCCGCGCUGCUGGUGGGGCUGCCGCUGUGGGCCGGCCGCCGGGCGCACCGCCGCCUGCGCCGCGCCACCGUCGCGCGCCGCACCGCCGCCGUCGCCGCCGCCGUCGCCGCUGCGCUGCUUGUGUCGCCGAUCGUGGCGGGGCUGGCGGUGGGCAUCGGCGUGCCCAUCCUGCUGUUCUACGUGUACGGCGUCGUGCCCGUGUCGCUGUGCCGCGCCGGCGGCUGCGCGCGCCGCCCCGAGCCCGACGCCGUGUCGCGCCACAUCGACCCCAGCAUCGGCGACGCAUCGCUGUCGGCCGGGUCGGCGGCGGUCGAGCUGCGCGCGCCGUCGCUGGCCGCGCUCGCGGGCUCGCUGGCGCACGAGCCCCACGAGCCGGAGCCGGAGCCCGAGCCGCAGAGGCUCGAGGUGACGGCCGACGUGACGGCCGACGUCGCCAGCGCUAGCUGGCCCGACGACCUGCCCUCCACGUCGUCGCGCUCGGCGCGCCUCAAGAGCCUGUUCCUGUACGGGUCGGCGGCGCCGCCCGACCCCGAGGCGCCGCCGCCGCCGCCGCCGGGCGCCGCCGCGCCGGCCGAGCUGAGCGCCGCCUGCGAGACGCGGCUGGUGCGCGCGGCUGGCGUGCCGGCGCAGCACUCGUAACGAACGCGCGCCACGCACUGAUCCUCACGCGACCGACCCCUGCGGCGCAUCCGUGCUAGUGCGCCCCGAGAGACCCGUGCUCCUCGCGACCGAAUAUCUCAUUUGAUUUAAUACAGCAUACCCUAUCGCGUUACUGUGUAGAGGAAUUGGCGCUCGGAUAAAGGGACUCGUACGUAAAGUAGACUUAAGUGAAAUGAAGUGUAAGUGGUAACGAGACAGACUCGUAGUGUGAGUGGAGCGAAGUGCGUGGAGUUGCCGAGUCCGGGAUUGUUGUGAUUCGCUACAAUUGCUAUUUUUAUCGACGCGUAUUAAAUACGUUUUGUCCUGACAACGAAUAGCAGAGGAAUAUGUUAUGGUGCUUUACACGCCACUCUGUUAUACAACUGGAAUGACUAGAUAAUACUUAGAUCCGCCGGAAAGCAUCCCAUUUUGAUGUGGAAACCCUAUUGGAGCUUUGUUUCACGUCCCGUCUUAGAUAUCGCGUUGGUAAAAAUUGGCAUUUCACGGGUCAUCAAUGGUUCAGCGAAAGAUACUUUUGAGGUACAUGGCACAACUGAUUUAUCAAUGUACCUCGUCAGAUAUUGUGCUCGUGAGCCUAAAGGCGGCUCGACCGAGCCGGUCCAGCAAUCAUCCUAUCGGCUGUAUUGUCUGUCUAUUCUACCUUAAGCUUCCGGUUUGCAGUAGUUGCAUUGUUUGAAAAUAUCAAAUAUCUAGACGCGAGUCAGAUUGUUAAAUUUCUUUGUAAAAUAAGUGCGUGUUGUCUUCGAAAACAACGUCUCCUCUGUAAUCACAAAGUCUGUGGCACAGCUCACGUAAACUGUACUUUUCUUUUUUCAAAAUCUGGGUAAUCUACCUCCGCCAGACAAUAAGACGACUUGUAUUUGUGGUUUUUGUAGAACAAAAAUCGUUAAUUCCCGUCCCGCGCAUGCGAUUAAUAGUUAUAUGUAGGUCAGUAGAAUGUUUCAUGUGUGCCAGUUAUGACUUUAUGAGCUUGUGUGUGUGUUUCGAAGACAACUUACAUUUUUUUUUUACUAAUUCGCAUUGCAUCUGGUAUUUGUUGAUUGUUCUCUCUCGUGUAAACAGUGAUAAUUAGGAAUUAUUUAAUUGCCUACCCCUGUUGCAUGUUAUGUUGUGUUUAUUUUAUGAAUGUAAUGAGUCAUGGCUGAGAGCAGUCGCUAUUUUAAGAGCAAACGCAUUUCAGGCUGUCCAGUAGGUAUUAAUAAUUUAAAACGGAGACGUUGCAAAUGUAAAUUCGCAGCGACUGCCCUGCCGUGGGAACAUCAUUACAUUAUUAAAAUAAACAAUGUUUAGGCAGGGCCUCGGGCGCCGGUCCCGGGAGUCCCGGCGGCGUAGGUUAAGUGAGCUAUUCCCGGAAGCUCCCACCGCCAGCCGACUGUGAACCUUAUGCUAAUGGCAUAGAGUUCACCGUCGACUGUAUGGAAUCGCGGUGGUAAAGGUAUUAAAUACCGACACGGACAAAGUGCCAAAAAUAUGUAGGUACACGCUACCUUAAUGUAUGUACAAUAUGUAGGUACACGCUACCUUAAGCUUGUACAAUAAGGGCGAGUAUACAUAAUUUAGCACUUUGUCCGUGUUGAUAUUGAAUAUAUAUGUACCUUGAGUGUAAACACCCGGAGCAGCCGGCACAGUCAGACAGAGAAGGGAAGGGAGGAGCUGCGGGCGCGCCCGCUCUGAUAGAUGCUUGCGCUUCUAAAGCAGUGUUACUCUAUCCGAUAUUUGUGAUACUUUGAAUAAUUACUAUUAACGAUCUAAAUUAUUUAAUUUUUCACGUUUGUAGGCGAAAAGUAAUUCUAAGCUAUAAUUAUUAUGUUAUGUGAAUCAUAUACCUACAGUAAACGAUUAAAAUGUGAUUAAACUUA